Ricinus communis (castor bean) is the source of this 892-nucleotide messenger RNA. Its product is annotated as NADH dehydrogenase [ubiquinone] 1 alpha subcomplex assembly factor 3. Bases 107 to 610 code for a protein of 167 amino acids. Gene Ontology annotation, cellular component: mitochondrial inner membrane. Gene Ontology annotation, biological process: mitochondrial respiratory chain complex I assembly. NCBI's taxonomy places the organism in Eukaryota, Viridiplantae, Streptophyta, Magnoliopsida, Malpighiales, Euphorbiaceae. The record is from RefSeq and is a predicted model, not a curated record. The transcript is spliced from 5 exons.
GGGUAGGGCGGGUAAAUGUGUAGAAAGUAGAGGCCCAACUUGGUGAUGAAAUAAAAUGAAGGUUAGGAGAGCGGGGCGUUAGGACUGGGAAAGUGAAAGGAGAAAAAUGGGAGCAAUGAGACACAGACUGCCCCAGUUGAUACAAACUCUGCGGAAGGAGUCAGUAGAAGAGGGAAGAGUUCAGUGUUUGCCUUCGUUGAGACGCGCUUUUUCUCUCUACGAUCAGAUCAAUCUCAUCGACAACGUCCCUCAGGAUCAACUCCGCUUUCAAGGGUAUACGGAGACGGGAUUCACAGUGAAUGGGGUUAAGUACGAAGGUAGCUUGCUUUGCGUUGGCAACUUGCUUUUAUCCUGGUCUCCCACUCGCUUCUCUCUGAUUACUCCUUCAAGCUUAUCCAUCUUUCAAAUUAUGCGGCCUAUACCAGAGAUUUUGAUUCUCGGCACUGGAAGGCAGAUUCAACAAGUGGAUCCGGAAAUUAGACGGUUCAUUCGGUCUACUGGCAUGAAGUUAGAAGCCAUUGACUCGAGGAAUGCAGCGUCAACAUACAACAUACUGAAUGAAGAAGGGAGAAUUGUGGCUGCUGCACUUCUCCCAUGUGGAGUUUGUUGAUGAUGGAUGAUACGGGAAAAGGUGCAGGAUGUUUUUCAGUUGCAGCUGCAGCUGCAGCACUGCUCCAUCUCUUAAAAUAUGCAUUUGCAGCUUAAUUUUGAUGGAAAUCAAAUCAUUCUCUGUAGCAGCGGAGAGAUAUAAGAUUCAGAGGGUUGAAUGUAUUUAGUAGAGUUGGUGAGAUAGGAUGUCUUUGCAUAUCUCGUGCUUAUUACUAGCAAGGCAUGCCCAAACUAAUUAACUGCCAAAACUAAUAAUGUAUUUCUUUGGAGGUUUUUCUUUUUA